AAAACCGCCAUUAUGUAUAAUGGACGUAUAUUCCGAGUCUACACAAUUACAUAUAUACACAAUAUCUAUAAUAGUAUAAUAAUGCUUUAAAGAAAAGCAUACAAAUGAAAACUUGGAACCACUUACUCGUCUUCCUAAUAUUCCAAAAGACAGAUCAAUCACAGCUAUUGAUUUUAUAUUAUACAUGUGCCAAUAAACAUACCAAUUUUAUAUAUAGACUGGUCGAUGUAGUUUAUUAAUUACCUAUAUAUAUAUACGUCCAGACUUGUCUUUGUUUAAAAUAUAUUGGAAGACAUGGUGAUGGUCACCUUCCUCACCACAUACCCCUUCUUCAUUCUACCAUUGUUUUGUCUAACCCUAAUUCUAUAUCUAUCGUAUGUGAUUGUUGAACAAUACCAGCAAGGUGGUAGAGGGUUUGAAGGACCUCCAACUUACCCCAUCAUAGGUUGCUUGAUUCCAUUUUACAAGAACCGCUAUCGUCUACUAGAUUGGUACACUCAUCUUCUCUCUCACUCACAAACAAAAACAAUCGUGAUAGACAGAUUAGGUGCGCGGAGGACCAUAGUAACAGCUAAUCCACACAAUGUAGAGUACAUGCUCAAAACAAACUUUGACAAUUUUCCUAAAGGCAAGCCGUUCAACGAAAUUCUUGGUGAUUUUCUUGGAAAUGGUAUAUUCAACGUGGAUGGAGAAAUGUGGUACAAACAGCGCAAGAUGGUUAGCCAUGAGUUCACCGCAAGGUGUUUGAGGGAGUGUGUUAUGAAUGCGCUCAAAGAAGAGGUGGAGAACAAGCUGUUGCCUAUGUUAGACUUAAUGGAGGCUGAAAAUAGAGCUUUUGACUUGCAAGACUUGUUAAGAAGACUUGGAUUUGACGUGGUUUGCAAAGUUUCCUUGGGGUUUGAUCCAUGUUGCCUCAAUGACGAUUCUCUUCCAUUUUCGCCUCUGCUAGAUGCCUUUGAAAGGGCUUCACAAAUAUGUGCUGGUAGAGGAGCUGCUCCUGUAUCUGCCAUAUGGAAGGUGAAAAGAUUGUUAAACAUUGGAUCUGAAAGACAGCUUAGACUAGCCAUCGAUCAAAUCCAUUCAUCCGUGGGUACUAUGAUCCGCGAGAGAAAGAUUAAGAUGAGAGGAGAAAAGCAGCAAGAGAUUAAGAUCAGUGAAGUGGAUCUUCUUUCAAAACUGCUAUUGGCUGCAAAUUUUGAUGAGGAGGAAGUGAGGGACAUGGUGAUAAGUUUCAUUAUAGCAGGGAGAGACACAACCUCUGCGGCAAUGACUUGGUUGUUUUAUCUCCUUACUCUCCAUCCUGAGAUAGAGAAUGAAUUGGUUUCCAAGGAGCUAAGGUUUAUAGAAGCGGAAACACUAACAAAGCAUGAGAUAUUGAGAGAGAUGAAAUUCUUGAAAGCUUGCCUCUGUGAGACAAUGAGACUCUAUCCACCAGUUGCAUGGGAUUCAAAGCAUGCAAUUGUUGAUGAUAUUUUGCCAGAUGGUACUCGUAUCAAAGCUGGAAAUAGAGUGACCUACUUCCCCUAUGGUAUGGGGAGGAUGGAGAACUUGUGGGGAAAGGACAGGUUAGAGUUUAAACCAGAGAGAUGGAUGCACAAUACAGAAGAAGAUGAAGGGGCAUCAAAUUUGUACAAGUUUCCAGUCUUCCAAGCAGGUCCAAGAGUUUGCCUUGGCAAAGAAUUGGCCUUUAUUCAAAUGAAGUAUGUUGUAUCUUCAAUAUUGAAGCGCUUCCAUAUCACACCAGCUUCUUCCGAUCCUCCUCUGUUUUUGCCACUCCUAACCGCUCAUAUGGCGGGUGGGUUUAAUAUUUUUGUCCAUAAAACUAAAAACAUUUAAUUACAUGAUCUACCCUUCCAACACCUCCAAACAAUUAUUCACAUGGAGUAAUUCAACUUUGUUUAGCCAAGACAAAAAUUUACCAUCCUCAUUCUUUUUUUUUUUUAAAUUACCCCUGUACACUUGGGCUGGAACAAAGAAUUAACUAGAGGAGAAAGAUAUUGAAAUCCUUCA
Messenger RNA from Solanum pennellii, 2010 nucleotides. Its product is annotated as cytochrome P450 94B3. Lineage: Eukaryota; Viridiplantae; Streptophyta; Magnoliopsida; Solanales; Solanaceae. Gene Ontology annotation, molecular function: monooxygenase activity; iron ion binding; oxidoreductase activity, acting on paired donors, with incorporation or reduction of molecular oxygen. Bases 295 to 1836 code for a protein of 513 amino acids. The record is from RefSeq and is a predicted model, not a curated record. The transcript has a single exon.